Apis florea (little honeybee) is the source of this 6280-nucleotide messenger RNA. It is a transcript of the gene Dscam2, whose product is annotated as Down syndrome cell adhesion molecule 2. Gene Ontology annotation, molecular function: protein binding. Lineage: Eukaryota; Metazoa; Arthropoda; Insecta; Hymenoptera; Apidae. Gene Ontology annotation, biological process: cell-cell adhesion. The record is from RefSeq and is a predicted model, not a curated record.
AGAUCUGUGACCGGGCCGAGUCGAUCGAAUGCGACCACGAAGACCGGCACGGUGUUACGUUUUCGGGGCCGGCGAUUAAGUGUCGACAGUUCUGCGAUUCCGGGUGCAAGGUUGAUCCAGAUCCAAGGGCAUUCGGAAUCGAACGAUGCUGGCCAGCUGCCUAAUCUUCGUGGGUGCGGCCGCGGCGGUGACAUCGGCGGGCGGCCACGGUUUCGACGCGCAUUUACGGGGACCAAGCUUCGUGAUGGAGCCGCCCUCGAGGGUUGAAUUUUCGAAUUCGAGCGGCGCCUGGCUGGACUGCACCGCGACAGGAAGCCCCCCCCUCAACAUCGAUUGGUCGACCGCGGACGGACAUCCGGUCAACGACGUACCGGGAGUGAGGAGGGUGCUCAGGAACGGCACGCUGGUCCUUUUGCCGUUUCCUGCCGCCGCAUUUCGCCAGGAUGUGCACAGCGCGGCCUACAGAUGCGUGGCCAGCAAUUCUGUCGGCAGAGUGUUAAGCCGCGACGUCCAGGUCAGGGCAGUGGUGGCUCAAGCGUACAAAGUCGACGUGGAAGUGAUCGGAGGUGCGUCUAGGGGUUGCACCGCGGUGUUGCGAUGCGUCGUUCCUAGCUUCGUGAAGGAUUUGGUGCUCGUCGUGUCCUGGUUGCAAGAACCAUCCGUUUACAUUUAUCCUUCGCUACAAGGAGACGGCAAGUUUCAUCUUCUACCAACCGGUGAACUUCUGAUCCACAGUUUGGAAUUCAGCGAUCAAAUACACCGUUACAGGUGUCGAACGAUGCAUCGUCUCACGAGGCAGGUGGUCAUGAGUUCCAUGGCCAACGUAAGGAUAGCAGAUCACAGAGGGGUGAUGCCACCGGUGAUACUUGAAAAUUCUGGAGUUGUUCAUGUCGCUCAAGAUGAAUCAACGUCAUUAGUGUGCGUGGCGCAGGCUUGCCCUACUCCCGAAUAUCGAUGGUAUGCACAAACCGGUUCCGAGCCGAUGCUGGUACUUUCUGGACCAAGGACCAGAUUACUCGGAUCUGUCUUGGCCCUCGAAGCUGUCACGUUAGAGGAUAACGGUAUUUAUCGUUGUUCCGCAUCGAAUCCUGGUGGCGAAGCUAGUGCGGAGAUUCGGCUCAUCGUAACGGCUCCAUUGCAUGUCGAAGUGACGCCUCCGCUGCUAAGCGUCCACUUAGGAGGUAAUGCCGAAUUUAGAUGCGAGGUCAGCACGCAUCCACAAGCUGGACCACAUUUUAUUACCUGGUACAAAGAUGGUCGACAGCUACCAGGCACAGGCAGACAAUCAGAAUUAUUGAAGCUGAACGGUAUCAACAGGGAAGAUCGUGGAAUGUAUCAAUGUAUCGUCAGACGGUCGGAAGGUGAUACUGCACAGGCUUCUGCAGAACUACAAUUGGGCGACGCGCCACCGAUGCUGCUGUACUCCUUCAUCGAGCAAACGUUGCAACCGGGGCCGGCUGUAUCCUUGAAAUGUUCCGCUGCUGGUAACCCAACACCGCAAGUCACCUGGGCCUUGGAUGGUUUUCCUCUACCGACCAAUGGAAGGUUCAUGAUUGGUCAAUACGUAACAGUUCACGGCGAUGUUAUAUCACAUGUCAAUAUCAGCCAUGUGAUGGUGGAGGAUGGAGGAGAAUAUUCUUGCAUGGCCGAAAAUCGAGCUGGGAAAGUCACUCACGCUGCUCGCCUCAACGUUUACGGUCUUCCAUACAUUCGACUAAUUCCAAAGGUUACCGCUGUUGCCGGUGAAACUCUUCGUUUGAAAUGUCCGGUCGCCGGCUACCCAAUCGAAGAAAUUAAAUGGGAACGAGCGAAUCGCGAAUUGCCAGAUGAUCUUCGACAAAAAGUGCUUCCAGACGGUACCUUGGUCAUCACGAGCGUGCAGAAGAAAGGCGAUGCAGGCGUGUACACGUGUUCAGCGAGGAAUAAACAAGGACACAGCGCGAGAAGAUCGGGAGACGUCGCAGUGAUCGUACCCCCUAUUAUUGAGCCAUUUACGUUCCAAGAGGGACUAUCCGAGGGGAUGCGGACGCGGACGGUGUGCGGGGUCGCGGCGGGUGAUCCACCCUUAACUAUAUCCUGGCUAAAAGACGACCAAAGCCCUUUCCCUUUGCCGCCUAAUAUCGCUUCCGCAAACAUCUCCCAACUGGAUCCUUAUUCGAGCCUCCUCAGUAUAACGAACCUCGCGGCCGAGCACUCCGGCGACUAUACCUGCGUCGCCGCGAACCCCGCCGCCGAGGUCAGGUACACGGCCAAGCUACAGGUAAAAGUACCUCCACGAUGGAUCGUAGAGCCUACGGAUGUCAGCGUUGAAAGAAACAAGCAUGUCGCUUUGCACUGUCAAGCGCAAGGCGUGCCCAUCCCUACAAUUGUAUGGAAAAAAGCCACGGGAAGCAAAUCCGGGGAGUACGAGGAGUUACGAGAAAGAGCGUACACGAAAAUCCUCAGUAAUGGUACGCUGUUGUUGCAACACGUGAAGGAAGACAGAGAAGGAUUUUACCUCUGUCAAGCGAGUAAUGGCAUUGGAAGUGGAAUUGGCAAAGUAGUCCAGUUAAAAGUAAACUCCUCUCCAUAUUUCGCGGCUCCAUCGAGACUUGUCACUGUGAAGAAGGGUGACACCGCAACUUUGCAUUGCGAGGUACACGGCGACACACCGGUCACCGUCACCUGGCUGAAAGGCGGAAAAAUUGAGUUAAAUCCCUCGACGAACUAUCGAGUUACAGUGAAACGUGAGGUAACACCAGAUGGUGUAAUAGCGCAAUUACAAAUUUCUUCGGCCGAAGCGUCCGAUAGCGGCGCCUAUUUCUGUCAGGCGAGCAAUCUUUAUGGUCGUGAUCAACAAUUGGUGCAACUCCUCGUACAAGAGCCACCACAACCGCCAAAUUCUUUAGAAACAGCCAUGGUUGCCAGUCGAAGUAUUAACGUAAAAUGGCAGCAUAAAUCGCAAGAUACCACCGAAGUGACUAAGUACAUUUUACAAUACAAAGAAGGCGAUGCUGGGAUAUGGCAACAACAAGAAUUCACUGGGCCACCUCUGCCAUAUGCUGCUCUAAUAGAUGAAUUGAAACCGGCAACUAGAUACACUAUACGCGUAAUAGCCGAAGGACCAGCAGGCAGAUCAGUACCCUCGGCGGAACUGAUUGUCAGAACGGAGCCACAAAGACCGGCUGGACCCCCGAUUAAUCUUGAAGCUAGAGCUUUGUCCUCCUCUGAAAUUUUAAUCACUUGGUCACCACCAUUGCCUGAACUUCGACACGGUGACAUUCAAGGAUUCAAUGUUGGCUAUAGAGAAACAAGCUCGUCAAAUCCCUCGUAUAACUUCAGUUCCGUGUCCGGAGACGGAGAGGAAGGGGGUGCAGAACUUCGGCUAACAGGGCUUCGACCUUAUACAAAGUACACUUUGGUGGUUCAAGCGUAUAAUCAAGUUGGAUCUGGACCACUUUCCGAACCUUUGCUCACACAAACGAUGGAAGAUGUUCCCAGUAUACCACCCGAAGAUGUAAGAUGCGCUGCGUUAACUUCGCAAUCCCUUCAAGUGUCUUGGCAACCACCGCCUAACACGCACAGCAAUGGUAUUAUUCAGGGAUAUAAAUUACACUAUGAACCUAUCUUGGCGGACAUGUGGCGCAGCGUCGAUGAAAUGGAAGUUCGUAAGACUAGCGCUUUAACCACUGUUCUUACGGGUUUGAGAAAAUACACGAACUAUACUAUUCAAGUAUUGGCUUUCACCAGAGUUGGGGAUGGUGUACCUACGACUGUAACGUACUGCCAAACGGAGGAAGAUGUGCCAGGUAGUCCAGCAGAUAUAAAAGUGGUGGUUAGUUCGCCGCAGGCACUUUUUAUCUCUUGGCUUCCACCUUUAGAGCCAAAUGGAAUUAUUACAAAAUACAAUUUGUAUACAAGAGUCGUGGAUGGUCGAGAAGAACUGAAUCAUGGUAAACGAACACUGCCAGCAAAGAAUACCUACUUUGAAGCGACUGAUUUGCAGCAACACGUGGAAUAUCAAUUUUGGGUGACCGGUAGCACCCGUGUAGGCGAAGGUCAAAGUUCCAAAGUAGCUGCACAAGUGCCAACCAAUCGAGUACCAGCUAGAAUUACGUCUUUUGGUGGCCACGUAGUGCGACCAUGGAGAGGGUCUGCCACCCUGGCUUGCAACGCGGUUGGAGAUCCUACCAGAGAGUGGUACAAAGGUCAGGGGGAACAAAUUCGCACCGAUUCAACGAGGAAUAUACAAAUUUUGCCAUCUGGAGAACUCAUGUUGUCAAAUUUACAAUCACAAGAUGGGGGAAAUUAUACUUGUCAAGUGGAAAAUGCUCAAGGCAAUGACAAAUUGCAUUACACUUUGACGGUACAAGUGCCACCCAGCGCGCCUGUUCUUUAUGUAACGAGUUCUACGUCGAGUAGUAUUUUAUUGCACUGGAAAUCUGGGCACAAUGGUGGUGCUUCACUCACAGGAUAUACAUUGUAUUAUCGAACAGCGCACGGGAAUUUAGACGAAUUACAAUUAUCCCGUCACGCUACAAGUCAUGAAUUGAAGGGCCUCUUAUGUGGGAAUACAUAUCAAUUGCACUUAACGUCUCACAAUAAAAUCGGAAGCAGUCCAUCGUCACCAGUUCUCUCGGUCAGAACUCAAGGACAAGCGCCAGGAAUACCACCUGCCGCAACAUUCCUCAGUCCAAACUCAACCACACUAGUUCUCAGGCUUCACGUGUGGCCAGAUAAUGGUUGUCCAAUACUUUAUUUCACAAUUCAGUAUAGACCCAUCAACGAAUUUCAUUGGACAUUGGUGUCGAACAGCGUGAAAAUGCAACGGCGAUUUGUCGUGACAAAUUUACAACCAAGUUCUGUUUAUCAGCUGAAAGUUGAAACUCACAAUGUAGCUGGUAGCAAUCAGGCGGAGUUCACGUUCGUAACUUUGACGAAGGAAGGCGAACCUCCACCUCCAGAACUAUCAAAACGUGGAAUUGCUUCGACCGUGCCAUUUUAUGCGGAUGUGAAAGUGAUGCUGCCUCUGAUUGUUGCCACUGUUGCCUUAGUUGUUGCUGUUGUGAUCGUAGCUCUUCGCUGGCGAAGCAGAUAUCUUGGGGAUAGAAUGCAGCGUCCCAUGAAGGAAUCUCAGGAGAAUCAACAAAACGCUGAAACCCAAAGGGAACGUUAUUACGCGACAAUUCACAAGGUGGCUUUACAACAAGCGGCGAAUACGGGUGGAGGGCCCGACAAGAUUCCAGGUGAACCUUUGUUACGAUACGGACGACAGCCAGAGACAGCGGAGGACAUCUCGCCGUACGCUACGUUCCAGCUUUCGGAGGGUGGCGGGGGAAGCCUGGCAGGGUUGGGAGGGUUGGGAGGACUGGGAGGCGCGGCGGAAGCUUCAGCGGCCGGUCUCCACCCGAACAACACUCUUCUUCACAGUUUCAUGUAUCACGAGCACGCCAUGACCGAAGGGUGCGCAAGCCCUCCACCUGCAGCAACGAGUAUGAAGAGUGUUUCGUCGAGGAGACGACAACAGAGAAAACAACAAACGCCGGGCGAUGUCGAGAGCGACGAGAGCGAGUCUGACCCAGAUCAGCUGACGAGCUCUCGCACAGAGUCUUCCAACCAGCUAGACGCUGGCAAACUCAAACACAUUCGGGCCGUUUCCGAUUUCAUUUACCACGGUACGUCGAGCACUUCUUCGGACAUCUCACCCAUGUCAGAGCAGAAGUCACUUCCUCGAAGAGGACGUUCUAGAUGGCAUGUUCCCAGCAGGAGCUCUCUACGCACAUUGUUACCGCCUAUAUCGGUCGCGGAGACCACGUUCGUGGGAGGCAAUCAGGGGAACGUAGUGGCAGGGAAUGGCGACAGGCCGGAGCUGAGCGAGGCCGAGUGCGAUAUCGACUCCUUGAAGAAGCUGAAACUCGGUUUGAGAAGCUCCCUCUGGUCGAGGCCGAGCACCCAAAACAAUCCCUCCUCCGACUACUCCAUCGCCGUUUAAUUUGCCCUCCAACUACUUUCCUCGUUCUUCAUGUGCCUCCUCCCCUUCCCUCGUAUUGGACACGACAUAGGCCAAGAUAUCUUCGUUCUUCCCUCUCUUCAUCCCAUGGAAAAACGGGAAUCCAAUCCUAGCUGGCGUCUCGUCGGAUGUUUCGACGUGGUUAAAUUUAAAAAUUUAAAAGGAAGGAAAGGAACGAAAGAAAGCGUCCCCCUUUUUCUCUCUGUCGAUUAUAGAUGAAGAAUUAAAUUAUAUUCGAUUGAUCGGGUGAUGAAUCGGCGGAUGAAUCGGUUGUAGAUAACGAAGAGAAGU